Brassica napus (rape) is the source of this 2334-nucleotide messenger RNA. RefSeq lists its product as uncharacterized. The transcript is spliced from 5 exons. Lineage: Eukaryota; Viridiplantae; Streptophyta; Magnoliopsida; Brassicales; Brassicaceae. Gene Ontology annotation, molecular function: zinc ion binding. The coding region runs from base 1 to 2334 and encodes 777 amino acids. The record is from RefSeq and is a predicted model, not a curated record.
AUGGAAGUUCUUUGCGUCUGUGGACAAUGGAGGUCAAAAGAUGCAUUCCAGUGGGAGUUUCAUGUCUAUUUGAACAGGAAUGCAUCUUUCAUUUCCAUAGAAGAAGAUCUUCAAUUUGAAGAUUUGAUGAAGAUUGUAUCUGAAGAUUUUAAAGAGGAAGUGAUUGGUUUGAGUUAUGGGAUGUCGCUUGACAUCAAAAGCACUGUUGAAGGUUUCCCUCCCAUCUCCGUUGCAAACGCUCGCCAUCUCAGAAGCUUUAUUGGGAAGAGUAGAUCAUUUGAUGGAACCUGUCGGUUGUGUGUUAAGGUUAAUGCUGAUUCAGCUAGCUGUAACAAUCAAGCUUCUGAUACAUUUGCUUCGCCUGUUUCUACUGUCCAGAGAGAAAUACAGGUUCAUACUGAUCCAGCAAGCUGUAACAGGAAAACUAGUGAUACAUUUGCUUCUCCUGUUCCUGUUCCAUUGAAUGUCAUUCCAGUGUUUUGUUUUACAGUGCAGAGAGAAAGACAGACUGUUCAGGAUAGGCUUCCUAACCAAGUACUAAUCCUUCCAGAACAUCCUGAUUUUGCAGCGUCUUCUUUUCUUGUCCAUAUUGGACUUUCACCAACAACGAGAGGAGCUGGUGAUAUUAAGGUGAAUAGAUAUUUUAAGACCAAGGGAGAGUUGAUGUUGAGGAUGAAGAAAUGGGCUUUAGAGUGGAAGUUUGAGUACAAGAUUGUCUCUUCUAACAAGUCAAGAGUGUUAUUGAGUUGUGUUGAUGACAAUUGCACGUGGAGGAUGCUUGCUACUAAGCUACCUCUUUCAGACUUUUUCGUUGUUAAAAAGUAUGUUCAUGAGCAUACAUGCGAUACAACACACAGGAAUGCCAACCACAGACAAGCAUCUGCAAAGUUGUUGGGUUCUUUGAUUUGCAGCAAUUAUGGAGAAAAGAAGGAAGGUCUCAAACCGAAACAGAUCAUUGAACAGGUCAGGAUCCUGCAUGGCGUUCACAUCAAUUACAAACAAGCUUGGAGAGUGAAAGAAGAAGCUCAGUUCUUGGUUAGAGGGACUCCUGAAGACAGCUAUUACAAUUUGUCUAGGUGGUUGUACAAAGUCACAGAGACAAACCCUGGUUCGUUAACUUAUCAACAAGUGGAUGCUGCUGGAAAGUUCAAGUAUGCAUUUGUGGCUUUUGGUCCAUCGAUAAGGGGAUUCUCAUUGAUGAGGAAAGUUAUUGCAGUAGAUGGUACAUUUCUGAAGGGAAAAUUCAAUGGGACUUUAUUGGCAGCUUGUGCUCAAGAUGGGGAUUAUCAUCUAUAUCCUCUGGCCUUUGCAGUGGUCGACGCAGAAAAUGGCGCCUCUUGGAAAUGGUUCUUUAGAGGUUUGAGCCAGAUGAUCCCGGACGCUUCGGAUCUUGUUUUUGUAUCAGACAGGGCUAACUCCAUUGCUUCAGCGUUGGAGGAUGUUUAUCCCUUAUCUCACCAUGGAAUCUGCAGGAUCCAUCUGCUCCGCAACAUCACUCCUACAUAUUCGAAGACUGGUCUGCUACCUCUGGUGGAAAGCGCUGCUGAUGCUUACACGUGUCACGAGUUCUGGUUAAUCUUCAAGGACAUAAAGGAUAAAUGUCCUGAAUUGGCCAAGUAUCUGGAAGAUUCGGAUUUUAGGAAGUGGGCACGAUGCUUUGCGCCUGCGAACAGGUACAAUAUCAUGACUACCAACAUUGCAGAGUCUCUCAAUUCUAUGUUGAAGCUGCCUCGUGAGUUGCCACUGAUCUCUCUCCUUGAGACGAUCAGAUUGACACUCACCACUUGGUUUUUUGAGCGACGCGAAGCGGCUGCGAAACAUAAGCACCUGGUUACUCCAAAAGUUGUGCAGAAGUUGGUAUCCAGGUUUGGGGCUGCAAUGGUGCUGAAUGUGUAUCAAGUUGAUCAAAACGAGUUUGAGGUGAAGGAUGAAACUAUGAAGUAUGUUGUUGAUUUGGAGAAACGGCAUUGCACUUGUAAUGUUUUCGACAUUGACAAGAUCCCCUGCAUUCAUGCAAUUGCUGCUGCUAAGUAUAUUAAGAGAGAUGAAAACCGUUACGUCGAUACUUCUCACUUGACAGAAACGUGGGCUAAAGCCUAUGCCGAAAGCAUACACCCUGGUGGAGAGUUGUCAACGUCCACCUAUCCAGCGAAUAUUGACGAACUGUCUUGCCCACCUCCAGCUACCAAAAAGAGAAGUGGACGUCCUCCUACAAAGAGAAAGAGAUCCGUUGGCGAGUUUGGUGUUCCUGGAUCUAAAUCUCAGUCCCACAAGUGCAGCAGAUGUGGCAUAGGAGGACACAACAAGAUCACAUGCAAGAGGCCUAUAGGAUGA